UCAACAAUAUCUGGAUUUUAAAAUAGAAAACAAUGGCGUUGGCGCUCGUAGAUGGUCGUUGGUGUCUCGACUGAUUACCGGAAUGUUAUAGGAUGGAUCCAGACAGUGGGACCGAAACACAAAAAGCAGUCAGUUUGCAGUGGAAAAGCUACAAACUCGUCCAGGACCCAGCCAUUCGGCGGGUUACCCAGAAGGUUUACAGAUAUGAUGGAGUGCAUUUCAGUGUUCCAGACUCUGGUUUCCCCCCUGUGGGAGAACUCUGGGACCCUAGACCCCGGAGAUUGUGGUCUAGAUAUACUGAGCUGUCCCUACCAGUGCCAAAGUUCAAGCUCGAUGAGUUCUACGUGGGCCCCAUACCCCUUAAAGAGGUGAGCUUUGCCAGGCUCAAUGACAACAUCAAGGAGCCUUUCUUGGCAGAAAUGUGUUCCAAGUUUGGUGAAGUGGAGGAGAUGGAAAUCCUGUUUCAUCCCAAGACCAGGAAGCACUUGGGUCUGGCCAGGGUGUUGUUCACCAGCACAAGAGGCGCUAAGGACACAGUCAAGCAUUUGCACAACACCUCUGUCAUGGGUAACAUCAUUCAUGCUCAGCUGGAUAUAAAAGGUCAACAGAGGCAGAAGUACUAUGACCUGAUAGUAAAUGGGUCCUACACUCCUCAGACGGUGCCGCUUGGAGGGAAGGCUUUAACGGACAGUGUUCAGUCUCAGAAUCCAGCACAUCCGCAGCCUGACACGUCGGAAAUCCGCCGUAAGUUUUCCACUGAGCUUGCCGUUUUGGCAGCAGGAGUCCAAGCUCUCACCUCGGGAAGCGGGACACCAUGUUCUGUUGAUACCGGUUUUGGCGAUCAGCGUAUUGACACACCUCCUUCUUCUUUACCUGGCCCAUACACCCCAGGCUCCUCUGCUUCAUCUCAGGGGGGCGGAGGAACACCUUACAGCUCCAGAUCUGGGACUCCAUUUUCUCAAGACUCAGGCUACUCCAGCAGCAGGCAUCCUAACUACAACACAGGCUCUUUGAGCAGCGGCUACCCUCCCCAGGACAUGUUACCAUCGUCAUCUUCAUCUUCUGCAGUCUCAUCUUCUGUUGGAGGUUACAAAGUAUCUCGUUACCCUGAUGAGCAGGAUCCAUCACUGUACCACCGAGGUCGUCCUUCGUACCCCCCAACCACAUCAUACCGUCCCAGUGAGCCACCUGGCUAUCCCCCUUACCCGAGUCUUGGAGGACCCGGGUCACACAUGGCACAUCACUCCUCGAUGCCUCCCCCACCUAUUUGCAACCAGUAUGAUCAGCCUCCACCGUCAGACAGGGACCGUGAUCGAGAAUCAGGGGGGAGGUAUGGGGCUGGGGGUGUUGGUUCCAGAAGGUCAUCUUACCAUCACCAGCAAGAUUCGAACUCUUCCUCAAAAUACCAUUCCCAUCACUCCCACCACCAUUCAGAUCGCAGGGACGACAGGGGGUACCGGCGAGACAGUCUGGGCUCCCGGUCAGGUGACCACAGCCACCAGAGACACCGCAACCAUCACCAUUCUCACAACCACCAUGGCAGUCGUAGAAGAAGCAGCCAUGACCGGGAUAGAGAUCGAGACAGAGAUAGUGACUACUCCAAUAGCUCUGACCCCAGACACAAUUCCAACUCUUACCGCUCGUCCUCUAACAGCAUGUCUCCUCCUCCGUCAUCUUACUCUGCAUACUCCUCCUCCAAAGAGCCUGCCCCGACUCCUCCUCAGGGACUAGAUGCUUCUUCCCGUUCAGCGGGUACAAGUCUUGCAGAGAGAGGAUCUCUGCCCUCAGCUGGUGCUGAUAAAGACUUCCAUGCUGAUCAUCUCAGUGCUUUGCCUCCACCUCCUCCUCCACCACCACCGCUCCCCCCAGCCUCUGUUAUUGCAGCAGCUGUUGCUGAGACACUUGGAACACUGGAUUUUAACCAGGAUAGUCCUGCCCGCGAAGAUCAAUGGACAAAACCCAAACGCCGUCCCACCACACCACCUGCCCCGCCCAAGACACCCCCACCUUCUUCUCCGUCCCAACCUACAAUUGCAUCUUCCUCUAACUCUCCUUCCUCUGCUUCCCUUCCUCACCAUCUUUCCUCGUCCUCCAGCUCCCCACCACCUCCUCAUCGGGAUUCCUCUCCAGAGCCAGAUUCUACAAAUGAAAGUGUACCGUUUGUCUACCACAGCAGCAGUCUGGACUCGCGUAUUGAAAUGCUCCUAAAAGAACAAAAGGCUAAAUUUUCUUUCCUUGCUUCUGAUGAGGAAGAUGAGGAAGACAGGAAAGAGGAGAAGCACAGGGGCAGAGGUAGAGAGCGAGGAAGUCAAGCUUCAAGGGAUCAGGAGCACGUGGGGGACAAUGGGGAGAAGGACCAUAGGAAGAAGGGGGAAAGAGACAGAGAUGGUCACAGAGGUAGAAAACGGGGAAAAGGAGGAGAAGGAAGGAAGAGUCCAACUGUACCUACAACAGGCACACAACCCUCGUCCACUUGUUCUCCCCACAUCUUACCUCCAGAGGAACCCCCAUCCCAGGUUAACAUCACAAGGACUGAGGCUUUGCAGCAAGAGUCUUCUCAGGCUGCUUCUGCUGAUGCAGGGAUCUGGACAGGAGCCCACACACCACCUUUUAAUGGGCAGAGUCAGGCAUCUCCUCAUUCUUCUGGUGAAGACAUGGAGAUCUCAGAUGACGAUGAGGAAGCAACUACUAUAACAACAGUGACAACUCAUCAGCCACCAGUCUCCUCAGGAUCAACACCAUCAUCCUCACAAGCUGGACUUUCACAGACAGCAGAUCCAUCAUCCUCUCCCCCACCCAUUUCUGAUUCUUCACAGCACUUUGGGACUUCCAUGCAUCCCCAAAUACCUUCCUACCCUCCUCAUUUACCACCUCCCCCUCCCCCUGGAUACUCCCUUCAGCCCCCACCUCCACCAGGGAUUCCACCUCUUCCUCACAUGGAGCUGCACCCUGAGUAUCCUCCUCCUAUGGCCCACCACAUGUAUGAUUACGCCACCUCUAUGGAGCUGAUGAACCAAUACAGUGGUGGAACUCCUAUGUCCUUCCAAAUGCAAACCCACAUGUUAAGUCGCUUGCAUCAAAUGCGCAUGUCUUCAUCUAAUGGAACUCCAGGCCCGGGUGAGGCUGCUACUGGAGACUACGCAUCCUACCAUCUUCACUCUAUGGCGCCACCUCACUCACACCACCCUUACAUGGACCAAGAGGGCAGUGGGGCAGGUGCUCAUUAUGACCAAGACCACAGAUACUUGCCACCCCAUAUGUCCUAUCCCUAUCAUGAACCCCACAGCACUCAGAUACCACCCCCUCCACACCAUAACAUACCCCCUCCCCACACUGGCUGGCCACCACAUGUCUUACCUCCACACUACCCAUCAUACAUGCCUCCACCUGGCUAUGGUAACAUGCUGACCGGGGAGGGAGAUGAGUACAGUACUUCUGGGGAGGGAUUGCCCAUGUUGGCUGAGAAUCCAAAUGAAGCAACAGUUCAGAUGGUCCUGGCCUCUUUGAUCCAGGAAAUGAAGAACAUUGUGCAAAGAGACCUGAACCGCAAAAUGGUGGAGAAUGUAGCCUUUGCCACUUUUGAUGAGUGGUGGGAUAGGAAGGAGACCAAGGCCAAGCCUUUCCAGACAAUGGUAAGGGGAGUAACAGCUUUACGGGAUGAAGAAAAGAAAGAGGAAAAGGUCAACCGUCCUCGGGAGCCUCUGAUGUCUCUUGUGGAUUGGGCAAAAAGUGGGGGCUUGGAGGGGUUUUCUCUUCGUGGAGCAUUACGAUUACCUUCCUUCAAGGUGAAGAGGAAAGAACCUCAGGAGUUUAAAGAGGGAGACUUGAAGAGGCCUCGGCCUUCAACGCCACCAGAUGAAGAUGAUGCUGCGGAUGGUAGAAUGCCAGAAGCAGACAGGCAUGCAGCUGACAGAGACAACAAGAGGAGGAAAAAGAAGCAGAGGAGUCGUAAACCCUGGGAGCUGGACAGUGAGGGAGAAGAAACCUCUGAUGGCUCAUCGAGUGAGAAGGAGGACGAAGAAGUGGAAAGUGAAAAGGAAUCAGAUGACGAUGGGCUCAGUAGUGACAGUGAUGAUGAGAGCCUCUCGUCGUCCUCUGGGGGUUCUUCCUCUUCAGCAUCAUCCUCUUCAUCCUCUUCUGAAGAUGAUGAUAUAGAGGAAGGAGAACUAGCUGAAAGUGCUGGUACCGACUCAAUGGAUGAGUCGACAAUGGACAGCACAACUGAGAAAGAGGAUGACAGGGAAAAUAUUGCAGCUGCUGUUCCAAAGCUGGACAUCAAAAAAGGUGUUACAAAAGAAAGCAAAGCAGAUAUACCAGCGGCACCUUUGUCACCAUCACGCCCUUUGUCUCCAGAUGCUUUUGUUCCUCCUCUCAAGAAACGCAGGAAGACGGUCUCAUUCUCCACAGAUGAGAACGAUGGCAAAACUCAACUGCUAACUGCGUUACCAUCUCCAUCAUCAACACAAGCAAUAAAUGAGGCUCUGCUUACCCCUGACAGGGCUACAGACUCUCCUGUCACUCUUACAACACCCCCUUCAGGUCGUCCCAGUCAUGGAAUUCAGCUUCUUCCCUUUGCUUCAAAACCAGGUGAAGGCAAUGCCCUCAUUGUUCCUCCACCUAGUAGAACCCAAGAUUCUGAAGAGUCCAGAAAGGCUCCCCUGGUUUCCUCCCAGACCACGCUUGUCAAAUCCCCUGGCAAGCGGGUUGCAGGCAGAGACUCUCCUAAAUCUCCCGCCCCUCCAGUUAUGGUAUGUCGCACUGUGCAGAACCUGCCAUUGGACCAUGCUUCAAUGUGUAGGAUGGCCUUUGAGGAGGCCCCUCCACCACCUUCUGUCAACAAACGGUCCAGAGCCCGAACUCGGACACCUAGCAUCUCUGCAUCCUCCUGUCACUCUGUCAGAGAGGAUGAUGAGGAUGAAGAGGAACACGAGCAGAGGUUAAGAAUCAGGGAGCAGGUGGGAGCAUCAAGCCUUCUGCAGCUGGCCUCUGCCUCAACGACUGACCUGUCCGUUUUGGCAGACAUAGCCCUAAAAAUGGAUCCUGAAGCUGGGGACUCAGAGGAGACUGAGACAUCUGAUGAAGCAGAGGAGCAGAAAAUGGAAGGAGACCUCUACACUCCAGAAUCCCUGGCUUUGGUUAUGAGCCCAGGAGGUGUUAUUGUACUUUUGGAGCACAACUACUGCAAGCCUCCUGUGCUCGCCAUACCAUCCAGUACCAAAAAGACCGCCUCCAGACAAGAUUCGUCUGUCUUAGUCCCAGCAGACCUCAACUCCAUUUCUGGUGUACUGGAGGCACCAGAGGAGGUCAUUGGAGAGGCUGUGCCGUCCAGGGCAGAUAAAGGAGAGUUCUUCUCUCCAGUGGGUGAUCUUGGUGACUCUGAUGAUAAUAGACAGGUGGCAGCUGUAUCUCCAUCACCAAAGAGGAAGAAUUAUUUUAGCAAAGGUUUGGAACUUGAACAGGAGAAGAGGAAGCGAAAAGACAAAGAAAACCUUGAGCCUCAUCGCACAAAAAAGCAGAAGGAGCAGCUGGGCAAGAAGCAGAGGAAGCGGAAGCUAGAGGAAUCAGACUUUGAGGAAGAUGUUGACGUGGAGGAGCUCGAGUCUGGAGAGCUGUCCAGCUCAGACACUGAGAAUGAAGUGGUUGAAGAAGUCAGGAAGAGCGAGCGUCUCUUUCUGCAGGAGGCCGGGGUUACAUCGUCACAGCACUGGCCGAAACCCACGCCAGCACCUGAGCUGCUACCGAUAAAGUUUGAAAACCGCAGCAAGUUUGAGCAAAUGACCAUUCUGUAUGACAUCUGGAACUCUGGUCUGGAUGGUGAAGACCUGAGCUACCUGAAGAAGACUUAUGAGAAGUUGUUACAGGAUGACCAUGGUUCUGACUGGCUCAAUGACACCCACUGGGUCAAUCACACUGUAACCAAUCUGCCGAACCCCCGCCGUAAAAAGAAGACUGCCGACAGCCAGCUCCGGGAGCACGUGACAGGAUGUGCCAGGAGUGAGGGCUACUACGCCAUCAGCCGCAAGGAGAAGGACGUCUACCUCGACCUGGACCUUCCUGAGCAGGUCAUCCGGGAAGUUGAAAAUGUUGACAGCUCGGGAGCUAACCGGGUGCUAUCAGAGAGGCGUUCAGAGCAGCGCCGCCUCCUCACUGUCAUCGGAACCACAGCUGUCAUGGACUCUGACCUACUUAAACUAAACCAGCUUAAGUUCCGAAAGAAGAGGCUCCGCUUUGGGCGCAGCAGGAUCCACGAAUGGGGCCUGUUCGCCAUGGAGCCCAUUGCCGCCGAUGAGAUGGUCAUAGAGUAUGUCGGGCAGAACAUUAGACAGAUGGUGGCUGACAAUCGAGAGAAGCGGUACGCUCAGCAGGGCAUCGGGAGCAGCUACUUGUUCAGAGUGGACCACGACACAAUAAUUGAUGCCACCAAGUGUGGCAACCUGGCACGAUUCAUCAACCACUGCUGCACUCCAAACUGCUACGCUAAGGUUAUCACCAUUGAGUCCCAGAAGAAGAUCGUGAUCUACUCGAAGCAGCCUAUCGCCGUCAACGAAGAGAUCACCUACGACUACAAAUUCCCUCUGGAGGAGAACAAGAUCCCUUGUCUGUGUGGAACAGAGAACUGCCGGGGGACGCUCAACUAGUGAAAGCACUUCUCUUUCUGUCUUGCCAACAGACCGAGCUGGAUUUCAUCCUGCUCAUUUUUACCUUCGCCAGAGUUCAACUUGAAACAAAGCAACCCCCUCAAAAGUCCCCGUCUCUCUUUCUGGAUGGCCUCAGUGGUCCCCACAAUAAGUAGGAAACGGUGUCGCACACACUUGCACUUUUCACGCACACUCUUCAUUGACGUUAAUGCCCCUUUGAUUUGGGUUUGCGUGACUCAGCUCGGGAGGACCGGAGGAUGUCCUCAACAGUGGCAGUAUUGUAGUCCUUGCUGGAACGGGUCAUGAAAGGUUUUUCUAUUUCCAUGCCAGCGUCUGUUUGAGAGACCAUUACACACAGGUAACCUUUGUCUGUGUCAGAUGGCAUUUUUUUAAAUAUCCGGGGAUUUUUCCUCUAGUGUUAGAUCCCUUCUUUUCCCACACAUCUAGACGCAUCCCCACACAAACGCACAGGAACGCCAGAUAAAUUCAGGGUUUUUAAAUCGCUUGUUAUGGGGGCACUUUUAGAAAGAAAAAGCUUCUUUCAGAUCGGUCUUCAGUUAUGCAAGAUUUCUGAGUGUGAUAGUUGUUUUGGAGCUUCAUUUGAAUAUUCUUGCUGUAAUUAAUAGUAUUGUUUUUUUGGGGGGGUUUUUUUUGUUGCGUUUGCUGAAAGUACCUUAAAUGAAAUGACUUUCCCAAGGUGGGUUUUUGAUUCAGCCACCCCUGUCGAACUAUUGUUUCCACCCUAUCUGUUCUGUGCAUUAAUCUUCUGAUUUGCAACAAUCUUGUGUUGCCUAAAAGUGUUAAUAUUUUUCAUAGCGGCUGUUAUUUACAGGGUCAGCACAACAAAAUAGUUUUCUCCUUCCUGUCUUUUCCGAGCGCAUUAUGUGGAUGCUGAUGCUUGCUUUUAACUGCUCAAAUCCCUCAUUAUUUGUGGCAUUCUUGUGCAUUCAGCAUUUCUUCUCUAUGAAGGUUAUGCAGGUUCUCACAUCGUUCAUAGAGCAGCCAUUAGGGCAGUGUUAGCAGCUGUUUUCUGUGCACAGUUGGAGACUCAGUUCACCUCACUCUCAACAUAUAUAGUGUUUGGAUCUUCUCCAGGGGUUCUCCAAGCCAGAUUUUGUUUUCUUCCAAGAUUAGUAAUACUUAACCUGCGCCUACUUAGCUGAACUACAAUAAUAAUAAUAAUAAUAUUUUCUUCCAGGGUUCCUACACAGAAAAUAUUUGGAUAAAUAUGGGACAAAAGGCCAUUUAGUGUAGAAAAUGUUAGAUUUUUUCCAGACUUUUUCUUGUAGUUUUCUGAAGGACAAAAAUCUAACGAUUUAUAUUUAAAUGAUGUACUUAAUUUACCUCCUUGAUUUUAACAUUUUACCAUCAGUAUUUUGAUUUUUGACUUGCUGACUUAAAUACACACAAUAAAAAGAAAAAGAAAAAAUAGGUUAUUUCACUACAUUUUGGACUUUACACAACUUCUGAUUCAGGAGGGACUGGACAUUUAAUGGAGUCCAGUUAAAAUGCCAAACACUAAAAAUACAAUUUCUCUCAUUUUUACAAAUACGUUCUUAUGGUUUACAUUUGUUGUAGGAUAUCCCAAUCCAUAUUUGGCAAAUCUAAAAGAUUUUGAAUUGAAGUAUGUAUAGUUCUAAAUUAUGAAUAGUUUGUACUCAAAUGUGCAGAAUUAUAUGAAAAGUAAUAUAGAAAUCCUGAGUUUGGAGAAGUAUGGAAUCUCAAAGUGAAAACUGUGUAGGAACCCUGUGCUCUACGCCAGCUGCCUUCUUGCCUUUAAAAGCACGGAUAGCGGUAAUCUGAGUUAACGGUGGGUGUUUGAUGGCAUGUGCGUCUGUAUGUCACUCCUGUGUUUCGUUGUAUUUUAUUUCAACAUCAAAUGUCGGCUUCCUGUUUCAGUCGUUGGCGAAAGCUUCUCUGCACAUUCUUAUCUCAGUGAAGUGGAGACAGAUUGAUGAAAAGCAGAUGUUUAUUGCUAAAUAAGGUCCAACACCUUUUAAAAAAAUCCA
Messenger RNA from Girardinichthys multiradiatus, 8647 nucleotides. Its product is annotated as histone-lysine N-methyltransferase SETD1A-like. Gene Ontology annotation, molecular function: RNA binding; protein binding; histone H3K4 methyltransferase activity. Gene Ontology annotation, cellular component: Set1C/COMPASS complex. The transcript is spliced from 21 exons. The record is from RefSeq and is a predicted model, not a curated record. Lineage: Eukaryota; Metazoa; Chordata; Actinopteri; Cyprinodontiformes; Goodeidae. The coding region runs from base 93 to 6638 and encodes 2181 amino acids.